UGGUAUAAGUCUGGGCAACUUGUCACGGACAUUGGAGCCCUUGGCAAUGGAAAUAGAACAUUACUGUUGUCAAAUGUAUCGCCCAAAGACGAUGGCAUCUAUCGGUGUGAAGCGUACAACGUGGAGGGGAGCGAUGCGUCUUCUACCAAUCUGAAGGUGCACAUGGACGUCCAAGUGUACGUCGAGCAGCCAGUCGUCAGGUCGUUUUUGCAAGGUGACGCCAAUCAGACCAUCGUGUGUCACGGUAGCGGCCAACCUCAACCGACAGUCCGAUGGUUUUACAAUGGUGAAGCAGUUCAGGCGGUCGACAAGGUUUUUCCCAAGUUUACUUCGCAAGUUGUGCAGGUGACGUGGAACAACAUAACAGAGAAACUUCAGAAUGUCAGCAGUCGACUUUAUCUUCGUGUAGGUGGAAUAACGCUGAAUGAUGCUGGAAACUACACUUGCAAAGCGUGGAAUGCAGUCAAUGAAUCGGCCGAAAAGACAGUAGAAGUAUUGUUUCGCCCUGAGAUACAUCAGCCUCCUGGGUACGUGAGCGCUCUUGAGCAUCAGAAUGUUUUGUUGAUCUGUAACGCCACAGGAGUUCCUCCGCCUUUAAUAACAUGGAGGUUUCACAAUGGAAGAAAUUUCUCAUCUCUGCUGAACUCAUCAUCAUGGUCAACGUCACAAAUGACUUCAAGUUCCGUUGUUGUAAAGGAUGUAAUGAACAGCUAUGCUUUUGAAGGAAUCUACACUUGCAUUGCUAACAGUUCAUUAGGAUUUGCUAAGUCGUUCUUUCGUUUGACAGUGCACGUUAUUCCAAAGAUUUACACUGUACUACCAACAUUAACAACGCUUUCAACUGGAUCAUCUAAAAAUCUUUCCUGCGAAGCAAAUGGUGACCCAUCUCCUCAGUAUCGUUGGUUUAAAGGAGGACAACUCAUCACAGACUACCGAGCGUUAGCUGAUGGAAAUAAAACAUUGCUGCUAGCUAAUGUACUGCCAAAGGAUGACGGGGAGUACAAAUGUGAAGCAUACAACGUUGAGGGCAGUGAUACUUCGACGACCAACCUGGUGGUAUACGUUAUACCUUACAUUUCAACACCUCUAAAGAACAUAACCCUGACUCUGAAAAGCAAGUUAAUUCUUAGUUGUAAAGCUGAUGGAAAACCUAAACCACAUAUCUAUUGGCUGAAAUCUGGAUCACGUGAUAUUCCUCGAGCACAGUUGUCCAAUGAACGCACAGUUCUUGCCAUCCAGUCAGUGGUUUUGGACGAUGAGGGAACAUAUGGCUGUGUUGCUGAGAAUAAGUUUGGAAAUGAUUCGUCAUUUGCGACUAUAAAGAUAAGAGUUCCCGAUUUACCUAAAAACCUCAAAUUCACAUUUGACGGCGAAACCUACACAAUAACUUGGUCAGCACCACGUGACUCCAGCAUGACCAUAAUUGGAUACAAAGUAUUGUUCUCGAACAACCAAUCAAAUGACGACUUGAAUGAUAUAAAGAAAACCUUUAUUGUGGAAGGGCAAGAAACUAGAAUAGACGUCAAGCUCUCAAGUCUUCAUGGCAGUAAGCUGUACAUUGUACGAGUCCAAACUUGGACAACAAAAGGAUAUGGUGAACUUAGCACGGACUAUGCAAUCAUUGAAACACCAGUAACAAGUCCACCUGUCCCGGUCGUCCCACCAGAGCUUCCUGACGUCAUUUCAGUAACAGAAGUCAAAAUAAAGGUCCCGAAAUUUUCCGAUAUCAAUGGAAAAAUCAAAUUUUACAAAAUCAUUAACGUGAUACUUCGAGGCCAUAAUGACAAGCUCGUUGACGUUGAUGACAAGCAAUUGGUAACUUAUUGUCAAGCCCACGAAUCUAAAAACUCCGCGGCAUAUUUGGCUUUUUAUUUCGCAUCCUCUGAUUACGAAAAAUACAAGAACUUCGUGUUGGGGGAGGGCCAAGGAAAAAAGUGCAAAUGGAGAUCAGUUCGAGAAAGUUCACCGGAGUAUUACAAUGGUCCUUUACAACCCAAAACUCAAUACAACACUUUUAUUAGAGGAUACACAAGCGAGAAAACCUAUUCAUCGAGUAAAUCCAUUGCGUUUUCAACGUCAAGUAAACAAGCUAAAAGUACCAAAGCUGCUACGAAUAAUCUUGCAACGAUCAUAGGAAUUGCUAUAGCAUUGCUAAUAGUAAUUAUUAUUAUCUUGUUGCUGGUAUACUACAAAAGAUCAAGAACAUUCUCACUCACUCUUGCUCUACCCACAAUCAUUGUUACAAGAAGAAAAAGUGAAUUUUACGAGACAGAAGAGAGAGAACUUGAGGAUAUGCAUAGUCGAGAUCCAGGAAUAUCCAAUAAAGCGGAUGAUGAUGAAAAUAACAUCCAAAAUGAUGACCAGACACAAGAAAGCGAGAUGAUUCUAAAGAUUAAUCGUAAAGAAUUUUAGCGCAGUUUGAAAACAAUUUCGACGUUCUCUUUAGGGGAAUCAGGAACAAAGUUCACUGGACAAAAAGAAAUUUGACGGCAAAUUUAUUCAGCAAAAAUUAUUUUUCUGAAUACGAGUCCAAACCAGUAGGGACAGUAGAUGCUCUUUGUAUGCUAAUAAGUUGCUCGGUUUGGUGAUAGCUAUCACUAUACGUAGUUUUCAAUGUUGAAUGUCACUGAACCAAGUCCUAGCGUCUCACAAACGACAUUUAAGGGCCGGUUAUCAGUACGUCCUGAUGCAAAAUGGAAAUUUUAUACUUGAGAAACUGAAAAAUAUAAGCACAAUCACAAACACG
Messenger RNA from Exaiptasia diaphana, 2746 nucleotides. RefSeq names its product contactin-5-like. The transcript is spliced from 13 exons. Gene Ontology annotation, molecular function: protein binding. NCBI's taxonomy places the organism in Eukaryota, Metazoa, Cnidaria, Anthozoa, Actiniaria, Aiptasiidae. Bases 163 to 2412 code for a protein of 749 amino acids. The record is from RefSeq and is a predicted model, not a curated record.